This is a messenger RNA of Mesorhabditis spiculigera, 366 nucleotides long. The record is from the annotation of a GenBank genome assembly. Lineage: Eukaryota; Metazoa; Nematoda; Chromadorea; Rhabditida; Rhabditidae.
AUGGCGCCGGGAAAGAGUCGGCAGAAAGACAGCAAGAUUGGCGAUGUGGCAGUGAAAGAUGAAGCUGCCCUCGCGUUGAGAAAGGACGGCUCGAUCGAGAUCCGCGUGCACGCGAAGCCGGGCGCUAAAGUGAGCAAAGUGACUGAUGUGGGCGCCGAGCAGAUAGGCGUGUCGAUCGCCGCCCCACCACGCGACGGCGAGGCCAACGAGGAGCUGAUCCGCCAUCUUCGACAAGUGCUCGGCGUCGCGAAGAGCGAGAUUAACUUUGAUAAGGGCGCCAAGUCUCGAUCGAAGGUGAUCGUCGUCUCCUCAAAGCAGCAGCUCACCAUCGAGCAAGUCAUCGAAAAGCUAAAGGCCGACGCCAAU